Molecule: messenger RNA, 3615 nt
Organism: Procambarus clarkii (red swamp crayfish)
Lineage: Eukaryota; Metazoa; Arthropoda; Malacostraca; Decapoda; Cambaridae
Product: malate synthase
Biological process (GO): glyoxylate cycle
Cellular component (GO): cytoplasm
Molecular function (GO): malate synthase activity
Source: RefSeq, a predicted model, not a curated record
UACACUAGCUGCCUCUAUCCCUUCAACAACAACAACAACCUUUGCUCCAUCUGUCGUCGUGGCCCCAAAACAACUCUUGUACCGUCUCGCAAACAGUAUGUGUUGUAUUCCUGGUUCCUCCUUGACCUCGUGCUGGUUCCUGGGAGUUGUUGAGGUGUUGCGUUUGGUGUCUGUGUAGAGGUAAGCAGAUCUUACACAGGCCAAGAAGAGUGAAUUAUGGCAAUGGCUGACACAAGAAUGCAUGGACGUUUGCAAGUCAUCAGGAACCAUUUACUCUUGCACUCCCCUACUCUCAGAAAUGCUAGCAGCUGUGCUGAAAAAAGUAAAAAGCAAGUUGUCUUCAAUGCUUCUUCUGUCCAAAGCGGUCUGGUGGGGGCGCUCAAAGCAGGCUUGGCUCAGAUAGGUGUGACUGACGUGGAAGUAGAACCACCUCCAGAAGGAAUGGAAGAGGAGUAUGCCACACUUCUUACUCCAGCUGCUGUCAAAUUUGUCGCUGAGCUUACCAGACAGUUUAAUGCUCAAUUUGACCUUAUGAUGAAAGAGCGACUGAGGCGAAAAGUAGAGAUGGAUAUUAAUGGUCAUCUGCCAAGCUUUAUAAGGAAUUUGAAGGUUGAGGAGGGGAGCUGGAGAGUGGCUCCAGUACCAAAGAGACUUGUGUGCCGCAAACUUGACCUGGGGGAUGUGUCCCCUGCGAACACUGACAAGUUUAUAGAGGCACUACAAUGUGAUGUCAAUGGUAUACAGACUGACUUUGACGAUGGUCAUUGUCCAACUUGGUGUGCCCAGCUGCGUGGCCUUCAUAAUGUUUAUAAGGCUGUGUUUGGUCUUUUCCCUGGCGUGGGAGAUAUCGGCAAAUUACCAAUCUUAAUGUUACGUCCUCGUGCCUGGAACAUGAUUGAACACAAUAUUCUGGUUGAUGGGAAGGAAGUUCCUGGGCCUCUCUUUGACUUUGGGCUCCUUAUGUUCCACUGUGCUUCCCGUCUUGUAGCUGCACAGAGUGGGCCAUUCUUUUAUCUCUCUAAACUUGAAGGAGCUAAUGAGGCUAGAGUUUGGAAUAAUAUAUUUUGCUGGACCCAAGAUAAACUCAACAUUCCUCAAGGUACAAUCAAGGCUUGUGUGCUAAUAGAAAAUAUAUUGGCAUCAUUUGAGAUGGAUCAAAUACUGUAUGAGCUUCGCAACCAUUCUCUUGGUCUAAAUUGUGGAAUUUGGGAUUACUCUGCAUCCUUCGUUAAUAAAUUUGGGCACAGGAGUGAUUUUGUUUUGCCAGACCGUAAUAAGUAUGUUAACAUGCAACGUCACUUUCUGCGGAGCUAUAUGGAUUUGGUCAUCCAGACUUGCCACAGACGAGGAGCUCAUGCAACCGGCGGUAUGGCAGCUACCAUCCUGGAAUCUCAAGAUCCGAAUGUUAUAACCAAAAUUACAGAGGCUAAAUAUCGUGAAAUACUUGCCGGUGCUGAUGGCUUCAUGGUGUAUGAUGUGCGUUUAGUCCCAGUUAUGAAUAAAAUGUUGGCCCACGUGGAGAUAAACCAGAUUCACACUCAACGACAGGAUGUGCAGCUUACCCCUGAAGACCUGUUACAGAUGCCCUCAGGUGGUGUGACCUUAGAUGGCCUUAGGCACAAUGUAGCUGUUGGUAUCCUCUUCAUUGAUGCAUGGCUGCAAGGCAAAGGCCACUUCAUUUAUAAAGCAGCAGUAGAAGACUCGGCUACAGCAGAAAUUUCUCGCUCACAAGUAUGGCAGUGGAUCAGACACAGGGCAACAUUGGAGGAUAAUGAUGAAGUUAUCACAAGAAGUCUCGUUCAGCAACUGAUUAAAGACUUCGUAAACUCUGCUGUGGUCUUAGACGACCAAAUGCCUUUUAAGUCAGAUAAAGAUAAGGAAAGAUUACAAGCAGCUGCUGAAAUAUUUGAAGAGAUUGUUACCAAGAGAGACUUUCCCGAGUUUCUCACAACAUACUUAAAUCUUGAUCACACAUUCUUGAGCUAUCAGAAGAAACAUUUAAAGUAGAAAAGCAUUUUCUUCCAGCCAGACACUAAAGUAGUAGUUGGAAAUGCUUGUGCUUGGGUUUCAGCAACAUACCAUAAAUAUAUAUAUAUAUAUAUAUAUAUAUAUAUAUAUAUAUAUAUAUAUAUAUAUUUGUUUAAUGUUAAACUUUUUUACAUUUUAAUAUUGUUGUGGGUUUUUUUCUCAUAUUUUUUGUAAAAGUAUUUGCUUAGAGAAUCAAUUUCCUAGUCAAUGACCAGAGAAGAUAAGCUAGACUUAUAUAUUCUUGAAACGCAAUACAACCUACAAAAUACAUUUGUUACCUGCAGCGUAUGAACUCCUCCAAUUUAUAGAUAGAUUUUGGUAACAAACUGGUUCUGUAUAAUAUAGAUGAGGAUAUCAGUUCAUUUAAGCAAUCAUCUAAAAUCUGAAUCGACAGUCUACCAGGGUAAUAAUUCCCUGCUGAUCAGCUGGGUUGUGAAUUGUGUGUGGUGUAGGCUGUUAUCAGCAGUGGCCUUACCAAUAAAGUCAUUACAGGAAAAGUCUGGUCAGGGGUUGUGAGAAUUGAAGAACUUUCAAACUGGUUGGAGGUAAAACGCAAUGAUAUACACUGUGUAUACUGAAUACAGUAUGUAUAUACUUCAUACUGAGUGCUCACACUAUAACCGAGUAUACAGUAUGUAUAUACUUCAUAGUGAUUAUACACACUGUGUAUACUGAGCAUACAUAGUGUAUACUGUGUGUGUGUAUCAACAGAAAAUACUGAAUGUAUACUGAGUAUUGACAUUCUGAGUUUGUAUGGAGAACCUCUAUUGCUAAAUACUGGUACCUGGGUACUAUAUUAUUGUUAACAAAGGUUAGAUAUUCAUGGCAUAAGCCUGGGUUGUUCUUCGGCAAGUGGAAGUAUUUAGUACAAACUUGUUAGGUGCAUUAGGGAACUACAAUGCAAGUUUCGACAAACAUGGUAGGAUGAAUGAUUUAGAUACAUGAUGUAUCCAGAGGAUUGUUUGUGAAAAGCAAAUAUAUACAGGUAUUAUAAAUAUUCUGAUGAGAAUAUAUAUGCUUUUAUUUUAGAGCAAGAUUAUAGUUAGAAAUUAAAAUUUGAGAAGUAUUUAGUGUGAAGCAUUCACUGAAGAAUGAACAAAAGGAUUUAUGGAGAUUGCAUGACCAUAUGGAUAUGGCACAAUCAUAUGUUCGUAUGGAAUAUUUUGUUAAUGCGAGAUGAUGCAAAAUAUAGUUAUGGCGUUCCAGAUAGUACAAGAUGGCUAGACAACCCCAUAGAAAACAGCGAAUAGGGUGAAUGAAAUGUUUAACGAAAGGAAAUUUAAAAGAUGCUGACAAGAUAAUUCCUGAGAGUUAAAUGGUUAAAACGUUUGUAGGGUAAAUGUGAGAGUACAUGAGGGAUAGGUCUUGUCUGGUGAAUCACCUUGUGUACAACUUAUAUAUAAUUAAUAUAUACAGUAUAUACAGCUUUGCCAAAUACUUAUGGGAUGGCAAGGAACUAACAUGGUGCCAAAAGUACAUAGUUACUGGUGAAUUGUUUAUAUAUACAAUACAUUAAAUAUAAAAUAAAUGUGUAUAUAUAUAAUAUUUUUGGGAUUACAUUUUAUAAAUAAAAUAUUUGGUUUUUCA